Molecule: messenger RNA, 261 nt
Organism: Funneliformis mosseae
Lineage: Eukaryota; Fungi; Glomeromycota; Glomeromycetes; Glomerales; Glomeraceae
Source: the annotation of a GenBank genome assembly
AUGGGUGCAGUUAAACGAUAUCCUUAUCCUAAAGAAGUUUGGACUCCAGCCGGUGGUUGGUGGAGUCGGCCGGCUAAUUGGAAAAGUAAUACAACUAUAAUCACGGCAGGGUUCUUUGUAAUUGUAGGAAUUGUUUGGAAUAUUUCGGCUACACGUGAGUGGCGUCAUAACAAACCUAAUCAAUGGAUCCCUUCAAUGAUGUGGUCUAAACAAUUUAAAGAUGGUGAAUAUAAGGAUUUAAAAUUCGACACAAAAAAAUAA